CUGGAGGAAAGUGGGAGCCAUAGAGGGUUGUGGGCAGAAGAGGGGUGUACCCUGACUCAGAUGCUCACAGGCAACCUCUUGUGGUGGCUGCAGGGAGGACAGACUGUGGGGGACAGGGGCUGGAGUCAGGAGACCAGCUGAGUGAUGAUGAGGCUGGACCAGACCGAGGAGGGGGUGAGAAGUGGGUGAAUUCUGGGUGUAUUUCAGAGUGUCACUGCCGCUGUCUGCAUAUGGAGGAAGCGCGUCCGUCUCAUAGUCUAGCUGGCCUGGCUCCCCCAGCCCCCCAACUCCCCGUGCCCAGGCCUGUGUCGAGUGGGCGGAAGAAAGAGAUGUCAGAUUCUGCAUGGAAGGGGUGGGGUGGGGCUGGGCCGCAGGUGCUCCCCCAGCUCCCCCCGCCCCAUGGCUCCUCCUCCUCCACCCCCUCUCAGGGCAACAGUUACAGGCAAAGAAGAGGAAGUGGUAGCACUAGCUGUCGCUCCACAGGCCAGCAGGGCGGGCGUGCGGGCGGGUGGGUGGUGGAGGCCGCGAGGGUGCACGACCGGCUCUGAGCAGGCAGCAGCCAUGGAGCUGUGGCGCCAGUGCACCCACUGGCUCAUCCAGUGCCGAGUGCUGCCGCCCAGCCACCGCGUGACCUGGGAUGGGGCUCAGGUGUGUGAACUGGCCCAGGCCCUCCGGGAUGGUGUCCUUCUGUGUCAGCUGCUUAACAACCUGCUACCCCAUGCCAUCAACCUGCGUGAGGUCAACCUGCGCCCCCAGAUGUCCCAGUUCCUGUGCCUUAAGAACAUUAGAACAUUCCUGUCCACCUGCUGUGAGAAGUUCGGCCUCAAGCGGAGUGAGCUCUUCGAAGCCUUUGACCUCUUCGAUGUGCAGGAUUUUGGCAAGGUCAUCUACACCCUGUCUGCUCUGUCCUGGACCCCGAUUGCCCAGAACAGGGGGAUCAUGCCCUUCCCCACCGAGGAGGAGAGUGUAGGUGAUGAAGACAUCUACAGUGGCCUGUCCGACCAGAUCGACGACACGGUGGAAGAGGAUGAGGACCUGUAUGACUGCGUGGAGAAUGAGGAGGCGGAAGGCGACGAGAUCUAUGAGGACCUCAUGCGCUCGGAGCCCGUGUCCAUGCCGCCCAAGAUGACAGAGUAUGACAAGCGCUGCUGCUGCCUGCGGGAGAUUCAGCAGACGGAGGAGAAGUACACGGACACGCUGGGCUCCAUCCAGCAGCAUUUCAUGAAGCCCCUGCAACGGUUCCUGAAACCUCAAGACAUUGAGAUCAUCUUUAUCAACAUUGAGGACCUGCUUCGUGUUCAUACUCACUUCCUAAAGGAGAUGAAGGAAGCCCUGGGCACCCCUGGCGCAGCCAAUCUCUACCAGGUCUUCAUCAAAUACAAGGAGAGGUUCCUCGUCUACGGCCGCUACUGCAGCCAGGUGGAGUCAGCCAGCAAACACCUGGAUCGUGUGGCCGCAGCCCGGGAGGACGUGCAGAUGAAGCUGGAGGAAUGUUCUCAGCGAGCCAACAACGGGAGGUUCACCUUGCGGGACCUACUGAUGGUGCCUAUGCAGCGAGUUCUCAAAUAUCACCUUCUUCUCCAGGAGCUGGUGAAACACACACAGGAGGCGAUGGAGAAGGAGAACCUGCGGCUGGCCCUGGAUGCCAUGAGGGACCUGGCUCAGUGCGUGAACGAGGUCAAGCGAGACAACGAGACACUGCGGCAGAUUACCAAUUUCCAGCUCUCCAUUGAGAACCUGGACCAGUCUCUGGCUCACUAUGGCCGGCCCAAGAUCGACGGGGAGCUCAAGAUCACCUCGGUGGAACGGCGCUCCAAGAUGGACAGGUAUGCCUUCCUGCUCGACAAAGCUCUGCUCAUCUGUAAGCGCCGGGGAGACUCCUAUGACCUCAAGGACUUUGUGAACCUGCACAGCUUCCAGAUUCGGGAUGACUCUUCAGGAGACCGCGACAACAAGAAGUGGAGCCACAUGUUCCUGCUGAUUGAGGACCAAGGUGCCCAGGGCUAUGAACUGUUCUUCAAGACAAGAGAAUUGAAGAAGAAGUGGAUGGAGCAGUUUGAGAUGGCCAUCUCCAACAUCUACCCGGAGAAUGCCACUGCCAACGGGCAUGACUUCCAAAUGUUCUCCUUUGAGGAGACCACGUCCUGCAAGGCUUGUCAGAUGCUGCUUAGAGGUACCUUCUAUCAGGGCUAUCGCUGCCAUCGGUGCCGGGCACCUGCACACAAGGAGUGUCUGGGGAGGGUCCCUCCGUGUGGCCGACAUGGGCAAGAUUUCCCGGGAACUAUGAGGAAGGACAAACUGCAUCGCAGGGCUCAGGACAAAAAGAGGAAUGAGCUGGGUCUGCCCAAGAUGGAGGUGUUCCAGGAAUACUAUGGGCUUCCUCCACCCCCUGGAGCCAUUGGACCCUUUCUACGACUCAACCCUGGAGACAUUGUGGAGCUCACAAAGGCUGAGGCUGAACAGAACUGGUGGGAGGGCAGGAAUACAUCUACUAAUGAAAUUGGCUGGUUUCCUUGUAACAGGGUGAAGCCCUACAUCCGUGGCCCUCCUCAGGACCUGUCUGUUCAUCUCUGGUACGCAGGCCCCAUGGAACGGGCAGGGGCAGAAAGCAUCCUCGCCAACCGCUCAGACGGGACUUUCUUGGUGCGGCAGAGGGUGAAGGAUGCAGCCGAAUUUGCCAUCAGCAUUAAAUAUAACGUCGAGGUCAAGCACAUUAAAAUCAUGACAGCAGAGGGACUGUACCGGAUCACAGAGAAAAAGGCUUUCCGGGGGCUUACGGAGCUGGUGGAGUUUUACCAGCAGAACUCCCUAAAGGAUUGCUUCAAGUCUCUGGAUACCACCUUGCAGUUCCCCUUCAAGGAGCCUGAGAAGAGGACCAUCAGCAAGCCAGCAGUGGGAAGCACAAAGUAUUUUGGCACAGCCAAAGCCCGCUAUGACUUCUGCGCCCGGGACCGAUCAGAGCUGUCGCUCAAGGAGGGUGACAUCAUCAAGAUCCUUAACAAGAAGGGACAGCAAGGCUGGUGGCGAGGGGAGAUCUAUGGCCGGGUUGGCUGGUUCCCUGCCAACUACGUGGAGGAAGAUUAUUCUGAAUACUGCUGAGCCCUGGUGCAUUGGCAGAGAGACGAGAGACUCCAAGCUCUGAGCCCGGCGUGGGCAGGCAGCGGGGCCAGGGGCUGUGACAGCUCCCAGCAGGUGGAGACCUUGGGAUGGACUGGAGGAGGCCAGUGUCCGGCUGGCGGUGCUCCCGGGAUGUGCCCUGUCACGGUUAAUUUAUAACACCCGAUUUCCUCUUGGGUCCCCUCAAGCAGAUGGGCUCAAGGGGUUUACAUUUAAUAAAAGAAUGAAGAUGGAU
This is a messenger RNA of Chlorocebus sabaeus (green monkey), 3352 nucleotides long. RefSeq names its product vav guanine nucleotide exchange factor 1 (gene VAV1). Gene Ontology annotation, biological process: cell migration; regulation of GTPase activity; intracellular signal transduction. The record is from RefSeq and is a predicted model, not a curated record. Gene Ontology annotation, molecular function: protein binding; guanyl-nucleotide exchange factor activity. Gene Ontology annotation, cellular component: cytoplasm. NCBI's taxonomy places the organism in Eukaryota, Metazoa, Chordata, Mammalia, Primates, Cercopithecidae.